AGAAUGUCAAUUUUGGGAGAAGAACAGACAUUUUGCUCCAGAAAUGGCUGACGGAAACUAGAAAUCCAACUCGGCCAUUUUUUCUCCAUCAAUUCACACAGUCAUGGCCCUCUCUAAACUGGCCAUGGCGGCAGUGUUUUACAGGUCCAGAACCCUUUCAGCGCCGCUCCUGAGUUACUUGGCUUCUCCUCUUCAUUUCUCCCUCCCGCCUCCACCGCAGCCGCCGCCGUUGCAGGUUGCGCCGCCCCGUCAAUAUUUUCAACUGGUGGGGCAGUCGUCAAUUCGGUUCUACCAUGACGGGAGACCAAGAGGGCCUCUCUGGAGAGGGAAGAAAAUGAUCGGUAAAGAAGCUUUAUUUGUGAUACAGGGCUUGAAGAGAUUCAAGGACAAUAGUGAAAAGCUCGAGAAAUUCGUGAAAACCCACGUCCAUAGGCUUCUUAAGCUGGACAUGAUCGCUGUUCUCAAUGAACUUGAACGCCAGCAGGAGGUUUCUCUUGCUACCAAGAUAUUCAAAGAAAUUCAGAAGCAAGACUGGUACAAACCUGAUGUCUAUCUCUAUAAGGAUUUGAUUGUCACUUUAGCUAGAAGCAGAAAGAUGGAAGAAGCAAUGGAGUUGUGGGAAAGCAUGAGAAAGGAAGAUCUCUUUCCCGAUUGCCAGACAUACACUGAAGUAAUUCGAGGUUUCUUGAGAUAUGGAUCACCUGCAGAUGCAAUGAACAUUUAUGAAGACAUGAAGAAGUGUCCAGAACCACCGGAAGAGUUGCCUUUUAGGGUUCUGUUGAAAGGUCUUCUACCACAUCCCUUAUUGAGGAAUAGAGUUAAGCAAGAUUUUGAAGAAAUCUUUCCUGAUAGAAGUAUUUAUGAUCCUCCUGAAGAGAUAUUUGGACUUCGCUGAGGUUGUGCCCCUCCAUUACUAACAUACUUUACUUAGUGUCUUUGACAAAUUUGGUUUAUGAUAUCAUUACUAGUAGUAGAAACUCUUCUAAUGAUUUCACUUGUGGAGCUUCCAUGUGCCUGCUUUGAGACAGCACUUACUGGCUGGAAGAGUAGUGUUAUUGCUGUCUUAAGCUAGAGGCUGCCCUUCUCAUUUUUAUGACGUUCUGUGAUGGCCUGUUUUUCACUUGUUUCUGUUUGUGUGAAUGUUUGUUUGCACACUCCAUGGAUAGGGAAGAGAUGUGUUUGGUGGGAUAUCCAGCUGCUCCAAUGUAUUAACACUUAAACUGAUUUUCACUUGCGUUUUUUUCCUUCUCUAUGUGCAUUUGAAAGUUAAAUCUGUGUCUUAAUAACUUAAGAGUUCCCUAGCUCUUUCCUCGUCUCGUGAUUAAAUGAUUAACCCUACAUAAGCUUCACUUUGUGGUUUGUUUUGCAUAUCACCAAUUACCCAUUAUUAAUGGAGAUCCUAUCAUUUUAAAUGAGGGAAGUCUCUGUAAAUUAAAUCUCACAGUUGGCUUUAUAUUAUGUCGCCUGAUUCCGUAUAUUUUCCGGCUAACCCUUCC
Messenger RNA from Oldenlandia corymbosa var. corymbosa, 1496 nucleotides. The record is from the annotation of a GenBank genome assembly. NCBI's taxonomy places the organism in Eukaryota, Viridiplantae, Streptophyta, Magnoliopsida, Gentianales, Rubiaceae.